AUGGUUGCUUCUCUACAUUCCCGUCUUGCUUCCGUCGAAGCAUCCAUCGAGAGGGUUUCAGCCCUCAUACGCCGUCUACAUUCCUUUGGUAGUGCGGAUACCUACGACGAUGAUGAACGAAUCAAUCUGAGUACCGAAAUCCACCAGGAUCUCGGGGAGAUAGAAGAAGAAAUAGAAGUUCUGCGCGUGGAGACUCAUCCUCUCGAUCGAAGACGACAUCAACGCCGUGAGAGCGUACCAUUUGACGCGGACGCAGUCAAGAACGUGGCUCUCCUGGCGAAAAUAGAAGAGGAUUUGAAAAUGACUCGGUCGAAGUUCAGACGAGCUCAGAUAGAAGCCAAGCGGAGCUCGGAGAAGGCGAAGAAUAGACAAAGACAACUCCUCUUUCAACCGUCAGCUGAGGGAGAGAAUGUUCCUAACAGGAGGACACCGAGAUUCACUCAUGGCGAUCUCGUUGCAAGCUCGUCCAAGGACGUUACCGCUGCCUUAAGACAGACACAUAACCUCAUGCAGGCAGAGCUUUCCAGAAGCCAGUUUGCCCAGGAAGCUUUAGAACAAUCAAACAAGGCCCUAAGUUCGCUCUCGGAAUCAUACACCAAUCUAGAUACCCUACUUGCAUCAUCCAAGUCUCUCGUGAGCUCGCUACUUCGCUCCCAAAAGUCAGAUACAUGGUAUCUUGAGACCGCAUUCUAUAUCCUAAUUGGAACCAUAUCGUGGCUUAUCUUUCGACGGCUGCUGUAUGGCCCACUCUGGUGGAUAGUCUGGCUCCCUCUCAAAAUUGUUGCCAGGAUCACAUUUGCUAUAUUUGGAGUAACUAGCGGUGUCUCUGUGGCCGGUUCUAAAUCCGUUGUGCCAAAUAAGCCUCUGGUAACCGCUAACACGGGCCCGACCGCGACUAAUUCUCUUUGGAACCCCGAUUCUACUAAGAAAGCCGAUGUUGGUGGUAUACCUGACAUGGUGGAGGACAUCAAAAGCUGGACCGCCGCAGAUCAGGCGGAGGAGGAGACUACAAUGAUACCAGGCGGCCCAAAGGUAUAUCCUAACCCUAAGAAGAGGAUGUGGGAGGGUCCUCAUGGGCAUGGGGAUGAACUCUAG
Trichophyton benhamiae CBS 112371 is the source of this 1095-nucleotide messenger RNA. RefSeq names its product protein transport membrane glycoprotein Sec20, putative. Gene Ontology annotation, biological process: retrograde vesicle-mediated transport, Golgi to endoplasmic reticulum. Gene Ontology annotation, cellular component: endoplasmic reticulum; SNARE complex. The record is from RefSeq and is a predicted model, not a curated record. Gene Ontology annotation, molecular function: SNAP receptor activity. Lineage: Eukaryota; Fungi; Ascomycota; Eurotiomycetes; Onygenales; Arthrodermataceae. Bases 1 to 1095 code for a protein of 364 amino acids. The transcript is spliced from 3 exons.